UGCGAGUGUGUGCAAACCCAAGGGGCUUUCCCUCUUUCACAUUCGGCAUAAACAAAGAAAACGCCGUGAUACACGCUUGAUAGCUUGUCGCGCAAAGCUACCACUAAGAAGCUACCAUUGGAAGCCGGGGAGCACAGCUGACCUCAGCCUGACAAUCAUGACGCACCACCACAUCGCCGUCACACAGCUCCGCCUACUUCCAUUGGCUACGCCUCCAAGAUGCAGCCGCCAGCAUCGGUACUCGUAUUACCAGCGCUUCGGACGUGUGUACUCAAAGCAACAAGUUAUUCCCAAACAACCAACCGGAACCAAAGAGUAUGGCACCAAUCACGAACUCGAGAUUUGGCCGCUAAAUUUCCGGUGGUGCUGGCCUGUGUGGUGGUGGUAUCUAUCUCAUCCUCUGCGAAUCAGCUGGGUGUAUCCAAACACACAUGCUGCCAUCCAUGUAUAUGUGAAGCAGUCGGGUUGUGCCCGAUCGAGUAGUGCGGCCGUUUGCACCGUACGUUUGAUCCAACAACCAGAGUGUCAACACCGACCAAACAAUGGUCAAUGCAACGAGUACGAAUUGUCGGGUAUUCCAACGAAGCUUAGGAGACUUGAAUCUUGGUCUCGCAACCAGGUGUGAACUCCUCGCAGCAUGCUUAUGCUUCAUUCGAGGUCUUCCGCCACCUUAACACCAGAUAGCGGUCCAUCUUUCUCCGGGGCAAUCCUUAUUCUCCUAUCUCAGAGCGCAUUGAAUAUCACCCUUGCCCAUCGCCAACAUCUUGACGUUUAUGCCCUGGAAAGGGCCGGAACAUGUCCGUAGGAGUAUGAAGUGGACAAAAGUAUGUUUGCGUCUCCGUCAUGCACUUGCACGCCUUAUAUUUGGACAUGAGGGUAAUACGCCUUGAAACGAAUCUUAUACUUGAGAUCGCAACAGAUGGGGAGGGGUGC
Messenger RNA from Trichoderma harzianum CBS 226.95, 933 nucleotides. RefSeq lists its product as hypothetical. The record is from RefSeq and is a predicted model, not a curated record. The transcript has a single exon. Bases 158 to 625 code for a protein of 155 amino acids. NCBI's taxonomy places the organism in Eukaryota, Fungi, Ascomycota, Sordariomycetes, Hypocreales, Hypocreaceae.